Messenger RNA from Ctenocephalides felis (cat flea), 609 nucleotides. It is a transcript of the gene EMC6, whose product is annotated as ER membrane protein complex subunit 6. Lineage: Eukaryota; Metazoa; Arthropoda; Insecta; Siphonaptera; Pulicidae. The transcript has 2 exons. The record is from RefSeq and is a predicted model, not a curated record. The coding region runs from base 123 to 467 and encodes 114 amino acids. Gene Ontology annotation, cellular component: EMC complex; endoplasmic reticulum; membrane. Gene Ontology annotation, biological process: protein folding in endoplasmic reticulum; autophagosome assembly.
GAUAUAUAGUAUAUUUGAUUUGAUCACAAAACAGUGAAAUUAUUGAUUAGAAUUAAUUUUUUAUUAUAGUUUAUUAAAAUUUAGAAUCAGAACCAGCCGAUUUAACAAAUAAUUUUUAGAAAAUGUCAAAUCGUGUGAAAACUAAGGAAACCAAGAGUGGAGAAAUAGUUGCGUAUAGUGAAUCAGCAAUACGAAAUAAUGCUGCCAUUUUUGAAUAUUGCAGAACUUCUAUGUCAGCACUUUCUGGUGGAACUGCAGGAGUCUUAGGAUUGACUAGCUUUCAUGGCUUUGGAUUUUAUCUACUAGCAGUUCUAGGUCUUUGGGCAAUGCUGUUGUGGAAAGCGGGAUCAAAUUGGCAAAAAUAUUUUGUAUGUCGUAGAAGUUUAUUGACCAAUGGAUUUUUAGGAGGCCUGUGUACAUAUAUAUUAUUUUGGACUUUCUUAUAUGGAAUGGUACAUGUGUACUAAUAUAUAUAAUUUUGUAUUCCAAAUUAUUUAUGAAAUAUUUUAUUACAAUAUUUAGUCAAAAAGUAAUUUCUAGUAAUUGAACAUGUGAAAUUGACAAUUUUUGCAACAUCUAAUAACAAUGCACUAAUUUGAGAAUUAUAUG